Molecule: messenger RNA, 1295 nt
Organism: Crotalus tigris (Tiger rattlesnake)
Lineage: Eukaryota; Metazoa; Chordata; Lepidosauria; Squamata; Viperidae
Product: carboxymethylenebutenolidase homolog
Exons: 4
Molecular function (GO): hydrolase activity
Source: RefSeq, a predicted model, not a curated record
AACCAUCUGCCCAGAUUUUUUUCUGGGACAGGUACCUUGGACACCUAAUGAUCAUUGGCAGAAUUUUGGAGACUGGUUGAAGGAUCGAGAUCCCACAAAAGUGGACAAGACAGUUGAUACGGUCUUGAACUAUUUAAAAGAGCAGUAUAAUGCAAUCACGAUUGGUAUUGUUGGAUUUUCCUGGGGUGGAAUGGCUGUACAUCAUGUGAUGCUAACAAAUCCUGAAUUGAAGGCUGGAGUCUCCCUCUAUGGAAUUAUUAGAGAUUCUGAAACUAGAUAUAAUUUACUGAAUCCUACUUUUUUCAUUUUUGGCGAGAAAGAUCACACCAUUUCUCUUGAACAGAUCUCUUUGCUGGAGAAAAAACUUACAGAAUAUUGUACAGUAAAUUAUAAAAUUAAAGUAUAUCCUGGACAAGUUCAUGGUUUUGCCCAGUGUAAGCCUGAAGACAUGAAGCCUAAAGAUGUGCCGUAUGCUGAAGAAGCAAGAAUGGAUUUAAUACAAUGGUUGAACAGUUACAUUAUAUAUUAAAGCAAUAUAUCCCAUAUUCCACAACUUCCACAACAAAAUGUCCUUUAUUUGUUUCAAAAAAAGUUAUUGUAAAGAUUGUAGGGAUGCCUAUUAGAAUCUGAAGAAAGGAAAAUGCAUUUGAAAGAUAUGGCAAUAAUAACCAUUAAUAGAUUCAUUAUCAUAUUACUCCAUUACUCCUAUGAAAAAUUAUAUAUACUUGAAGAUCUUUCCUACGUUAUAUACUGUAUUAUUUUUGUGGAAAAAUAUUGAGUAUUCAGCAUUUAUACACUUAGCUUUAGGUCUUAUUCUAUUACCAUUAUAAUAUCUGAGCUGCAAAUAUUCGAUUUUCUCUAUGUCUUUGCUUGUGCUCCUUGAAGACAUACACUUUGUCCUUAUAAUCUUUCUUCCCUAAGUCCUGCUUUGUGGUAGUUAAUCAAUGAUAUCAGAAAUAUAAUUAUUUAUCCUUGAUGCAAUAUAAAGCAUUGCAUUCAAAGUUGGAGUCCAUCUCAGAUUAAAGUUUGUUUAAUUCCAAGGCAAUAUGAUUCGAUAAAUAAUACAAUCUUUUUUGAAGAUGGAGGAGACAAUUUUUUUAAAAAGGUGCAAAGUAAAAAAUAAGCACUAUUUAAAAAAAACACCAAAGGGAUGUUUGUAAUUUUCGCUCUCUCCAAAUAAUGGAAAGCUGAGAGUUUUAAAACUAAAUUAGGAACACUUGAGCUGGUGAUAUAAUUUGACCUAAAGCUUAAAUAAUAUACUGUUUAUCCAAGUAAAAAUUAUUUUCUCACACUGA